AUGCUCGCUAAGGUUGGACUUCAGGCUCCCAACUUCAAGUGCGAGGCAGUGAUGCCCGACGGAUCCUUUAAAGAAAUUUCCCUGGGCGAUUACCUCUCCAAAAAGUACGUCGUCCUCUUCUUCUACCCGCUCGACUUUACCUUCGUUUGUCCUACUGAAAUAGUAGCCUUCAACGACGCAGUUGCACAGUUCGAACAGAGAAACGUUCAGCUUCUGGCCUGCAGCGUCGACUCAAAAUUCUGCCACUUGGCCUGGAGAAACACUCCACGCGACAAGGCUGGAGUUGGCCAGGUCAAGUUUCCGAUGUUGGCGGAUUUGACCAAGGAGGUUGCAACGAAUUACGGAGUCCUGGACGACUCAGGUGUAGCAUUGAGAGGCCUCUUUUUGAUCGACAAGAAGGGCGUUCUCCAGCACCAGCUGGUUAAUAACCUUCCAUUAGGACGUAAUGUAAAUGAGGUGCUAAGACUAGUGGACGCUCUCCAGGUCUUCGAGACGAAGGGCGAGGUCUGCCCUGCAAACUGGAAACUAGGUGAUAAGGGAAUGGCACCCACCACUGAGGGUGUUAUAGCCCAUUUAACGACUAAACUGUCUUGA
Molecule: messenger RNA, 594 nt
Organism: Theileria orientalis strain Shintoku
Lineage: Eukaryota; Apicomplexa; Aconoidasida; Piroplasmida; Theileriidae
Product: peroxiredoxin 1
Exons: 2
Coding region: 1-594 (197 amino acids)
Biological process (GO): cell redox homeostasis; hydrogen peroxide catabolic process; cellular response to stress
Cellular component (GO): cytosol
Molecular function (GO): thioredoxin peroxidase activity
Source: RefSeq, a predicted model, not a curated record